This is a messenger RNA of Nezara viridula (southern green stink bug), 4788 nucleotides long. The record is from the annotation of a GenBank genome assembly. Lineage: Eukaryota; Metazoa; Arthropoda; Insecta; Hemiptera; Pentatomidae.
AUGAAUAUUUACUGCCGAUCCCCGGGGACUCGGGCGCCCCAUUAUCCCCCAAUAAUUAGGGCCAGAUGUGCCCCCAGAGACCCCCUCGCGACCACCGAAUUCACUUUGAUCCUCCCCCAGGGCAAGUGGUUUCCUCUCGUUGGAAAAGGAUCUCCUCACUGUCACACCCCAAGGCGUGGUGCUCAUAGACCACAGCUUGAGAUCUUCCCAGUCCAGGAGACACAGGUGAAGGCGGUCGGGAAGAAUGUACUGCUCACAUGCCAAGUCAACACGCAGCAGCCUGAGCUCAUCACAGAACAAAAGUACACCCGUGAUAGGUUCCAGGUAAAUGUGAUAGGUCCUCAGAAACUUGCUUUGGUUAUCAACAACCUGAGGGAGAAUGAUCAAGGCAACUUCACUUGUAUUGCCACGUAUCAGGCCACAGAGCAGCUUAGAAAGAGCGUUAUUCUUAAAACAUAUGUUCCUGUAACGUGGGAGGAUGCACCUGAGGAACAAUAUCCCCUCCUUGGUGAGGAUUACAAAGUCAAGUGUAAGGUCACAGCUCGGCCAGCACCGCACGUUGAUUGGCAGAUCAAUGGUAGACAGGUGCCCAAGGAUGAUAGAUUUGUAAUGGAAACCGAUGGACUUCUCAUCAGGAAUGUCCAAGUCACCGAUGACGGAACUUACACUUGCAGAGCAUUCGUGAUGGACACAGGAGAUCUGCAGAGGAGGGAAAUCAAAGUGGAGGUUCACACCCCACCGAAAAUGAUAGGCGAAAUGGUGACUGAACUGGAGGCAGUAGAAGGUGAGGCAACUUCAAUGACAUGCCAGGCAGAUGGUAAACCUCCUCCAACUUACACUUGGAUCAAAGCUUCAACUGGCAAGAACCUGGGCACCUACUCUGACAGAUUCGCAGUCAACGAAAUUACAGGUCAACUGUCCAUCUUAAAGGUGUCGAGGGAGGACAAUGGCGAUUUCAAAUGUAUCGCUAACAAUGGUGCAGGAAAUGUUGAACAAAAUGUGCACCUGACUGUCAUUGUCAAGCCUCAAAUCGUCGAAUUAAACAACAUGUCGUUGAGCACUGGCAAAGAGGCUAUCAUCGAAUGUAGAGCGAGUGGCAAUCCUCCUCCUGUCAUCUCCUUCAGGAAGCUCAGCUCACCCAAAAAGAUGAUUAUCGGCCUCCAGCCUGACGAUGAAAGGAUAUCUGUUCAACUGCAAGAGAGAGAAAAAGGACACAAGGCUGGUGUUCUGACCAUCUCGUCAUUGGAAAGGACUGAUGACGGACUCUAUGCUUGUAUUGCAUCAAACAAGGGUGGUGAAGAUAUCAAGAAUGCACAUUUGACCGUUGAGUUUGCUCCUUCUUUUGAAGUCACACCAAUGAAGGAAGCUUGGUCUUGGGACAGAAGGCCUGUGAAUCUCACCUGCAUCGCUGAGUCGAUCCCGAAUGCCACUAUCACCUGGUUCUUGAACAACAGGCCUAUCGAAAAGGAUAGCAGCUUUCUCAAGAUUGGCAACGGGCCUAUCAGCAACUUGCUUGUGACACCGACAGAUAGAGCUUUUUAUGGUGCCUACAAAUGUUUAGCGAAGAACAUUCAUGGUGAAAAAGUCCAUGAGAUUAUGCUUCGGGAAGCCAGUGUACCAACGGCAGUAAUCGGUGCCAAAAUCGAAGUUAUCACUGCUACAACAAUUACAUUCAGUUUCACAAGGCCAAGCAGUACCGGAGGAAGACCAAUUUCUGCUUAUGUUGUCCAAUAUAAAAAUGGAUCUGUUGGAUGGAAUGAAGCAAAAGUUAAAACUUGGGCAGUAGGUAAUUCUUACAUAUUGGAAAAUUUGAAGCCACAAGAUACAUACUCGCUCAGAUUCGCUGCCCAGAAUGAAGUUGGUUUAGGGCCUUGGGGUGCCGAUAUUCAGCGCACAAUGCCUAAAAGAUCUUCCCCAGAAGAGCCUAUCAUUUUGAACGACUUGCCUCCCACCGAAGAAUUCAUCACUUCUAAUUUCCCGAACAAAUUUGACCUUAGGUGGAAAAAACCUGCUGACAAUGGCGAAUAUAUUGAUGAAUACCAGAUUAAAUCUUGUGUGGUAACAAGAGAAAACAACGCCUGGGUCAAUGUAGAUUCUGAUUGCAAAGAGCAAGAUUUGAAGAGUACCGAACUGACAUCAUAUACUAUCAUAGAUCUUCAACCAGACACAUUCUACAAAAUCGAACUUCGAGCCCAUAAUGCUAUUGGCUACAGCAUUCCGGGAGAGAUUUAUCUCAGAACAAUCCGAGGUUUGGAAACUAACAUGUUACACAAUGAGAAGACACCUCUAUCGAGUUCGCUUUUGAUUGCGGUUGUUGUUGCAGCAUUAUUCGUUAUUCUGAUCAUCAUAGAUGUCUCGUGCUUCUUCGUCAAUGAUAAUGGUUUGCUGUGGCUCAUGUGUGGUAAAAAGAAGAACAGGAAGCCUAGGGAAGACGAUGCCAAGCUGAGCAGCCUGUACAGUUGGAGGUUUCCUUUGCCUUAUUGCAGCAAUAAAGAUGUCUCUUCGACCGAAGGUACAAGCCCCGGAAACCUCUCCAGUUGCGACAAACUUCCCCUUCCUGAUGUGAAUUUUGUCUUUGAAGGAAAAGGUUUACUUAACAAUGGUAAUAAAGAUUCCAAGAUAAGAAUAGAUACUGGUGCACCUAUAGAAGAUGGGUUCAAGCGUGAUACAACUGUUGAAUAUGACAUGAAGAAAUCCAUUUCGCGAACAAGUUUUGCUGGAAAGAAUUCAGCUGUCUAGAGGAAGGUGAUCAUGUACCAAAUAAUGGACGAACAAACCAAAAUAACGCCUUAUAUGACGAUGUUAUAUUGUAUAAAAUUUUUUGUUUAAAUGUUUUUAAAUUGAUAAAAAAAUGAAAAGACUCAAAAUUUGUACUUCCCUUGUUGGAGAAAUGUUUUGAAAAUGAAUGAGCUUACUUUACAUUUUGUUUUUCUUUUUGAGCUUUUUGGGACCUGUAUUAGUUCAUCACAUGAUCUGUUUUUAAUUUUAUUCAAUUAAUUAUGUUUUGUAUAUUUUUAAAAUAAUUGUAAGUUUAGAUUUUAAGUGUUACUUAAGGUGUAAAUUUAUAAUAGUUUCUUUUUACUUAUUUUUAUUUUUUCCAUUUGUAAAUAUAACCCAUUUAAGUGUAAUGGAGCGUAAUUUUAUAAUGUUACUGUCACAGGUAUUUAAAGAAAGUAUUUUUAUUUAAAAAAAAAAAGAAACACUGGGACUUAAAAGUGGAAAAAAUUAAUUUCCAGAGACUGAAACAUAAUACUUAACUUUUAUUCCAAAAAAAAUAUAUAUAUAUAUAUAUAUAUAUAUAUAUUGCUUAAGUAAUUUUUUAUUUGAGAUAUUUGUAAUUGUGAGAACUUUUUAAUAAAUUGAUUAGUUGAACUGUUCCUCACCAUCUAGAUUAAUAGAUAAUGUCUCAACUUUGUCAAAUAACUACAUAUUAUUUACUCUUUUAUCCAUAGUUUUACUACAGUAAAAAAUCUUCCUGAUAGCACCAUUUUUUAAACACCCCAUAAAACAAGGAACUGAAAAGGAUAUUUUGGAUUUAAAAGUUAAUCAUAAAUAUAAAUAUUAUAUUCAUGCAAACAUAAUUAAUAUUUACUCUACAGUCAUUACUUAUCAAUAAAUAAUUAAAUUAAAAACCCAGCAGAGAAAACUGAAUCACUUUUAAAUCAAAGUAUACUAGUGGUUAUUUUAAACCUUUUUUUUUUUUUAAUAUAUGUACCACAAAUACCUAUUAUAAGGUUUUUUUUAACUAUCCUAGAAUAAUUGAGUUUAAAUGUAGCUAUUUGUGUUAACUGAAAAAUUGUUUCAGUCUCUGUGUAUUUUGUUGAUAUGCAAAAUUUUUUUUUGUUUACACUAAUGAAACGUGCUUAUAAUGGACAUAUGAUCCAAAGAUUAUUGUUUCUUGUAUAAAUAACAAUGUGAUACGUAGAAAUUCAACACGUCUAGUUUAUAUUUUCUUAAUAAUACCUUGGAAUAGUUUUUGUUUGUUUAUAUAUAGAGACGUACUUAUUAUAUAUGUGCAAUGAUAUGCUGGCUGUCGUUCGGCUGGAAAUAAAAUCUAAGCUAUGUAAUUAAUAACUUUUUUCCAAGUUUCAACUACUGCUGUUUUUUAAAUAAUUGUCUCCGUAUAAAUAUUUUAUUAAUAAUCUUUUGAAAUUAUCUAUGUGUAAUGCUUGUGUUGUUGUGAUGCCAUCGCUGCAUAAUAUGUAAAAUGACUGUCUUGAAAAUAUUUCAUUCCAAUUAUAUUCUAUAUUUAUUUUCUACAUUAUUUUUUACAUAUAUAUAAAAAAAAUCUUGUUCUUAAAGUAAACCUGAUUUAUUUUUCUCAUACCUCUUAAGACUGGCAAUGAACAAAAUAGACAAUAACGUUCCUAUUCAGGAAAUUAUGUACUUAAAUAGCAAAGUAUGUUGUGGGUACUUCAACUUUACAAUAUAUGCUAGAGCACUCAUUGCAUUUAAAAAGCGCCAACGUACUUUCAGAUUUAAAACAUCAAUUUCUUCAAAUUAUGCAUUUCAUCUUAAUUGUAAUUAAUUAAGUCUUUCGCUCCCAUUUGAAUUAAUAAAAGAAUUUUUCUUUUCUUUUAUAUAUAUAUAUAUAUGUAUUCACAUGUGGAAGUUAUAUAUAAAUAAAUAUAUAUAUAAAUAAUUGUUGUAUAAAAGAUAUGGCAAAUGUGGUGGCUGAUGAAUGUGGUGUACUCUUCUCUUUUUGAUGCUGCAUUUGUGGAUUAUAGUGCGCUUCCAAUAUUUGUGAAAACUAUCUUUUAUGUCUUUAUAAUAAAAGUACAAAAUAAG